Molecule: messenger RNA, 1012 nt
Organism: Brassica napus (rape)
Lineage: Eukaryota; Viridiplantae; Streptophyta; Magnoliopsida; Brassicales; Brassicaceae
Product: protein ARV 2-like
Exons: 8
Coding region: 75-887 (270 amino acids)
Biological process (GO): intracellular sterol transport; sterol metabolic process; regulation of plasma membrane sterol distribution
Cellular component (GO): cortical endoplasmic reticulum; Golgi apparatus
Source: RefSeq, a predicted model, not a curated record
AGUAGCGAUGAAGAGAUCGAACUCUGAGAAAAGGAUCUCGAAAUGAAACUGGGAGAGAAAGAAGGCGAGAAGAGAUGGCGAAAGAGAAGAGGUGUGUGGAGUGUGGCCACAAGGUUAAAUCAUUGUUAAUCCAAUACUCUCCUGGCAACUUCCGCCUCAUGAAAUGCGAGAAUUGCAAUGAAGUAGCAGACGAAUACAUCGAGUGUGAGCUAAUGGUAUGUCUUUCAAAUAUUCAAUUGACGAUCUUAUACUUAGUGGGUUUCCAUCAAAAUUUGAUUUUUCUUUUGUUUAUUUUUCAGAUUAUUUUCAUCGACUUGAUACUUCACAAAACAAAGGCUUAUAGACACUUACUCUACAAUGUGUUUACUCAAGAAACUGUAUACGUUCAGCAUCUGUUGUGGAAGUUGGUCUUGGCUUAUCUUCUUCUAGAUACUUAUAGAAGCUUGCUGUUGCGAAGAACCAGUGAUGAAUCAAGCGUGCCCAUUAGCUUUGUUCUUGCAUCUCUACAGGUUCUGGUUAAUGUCUUAUCUGCAAACUUUGCAUUUGUUUUAUCAUUUGCACUUGCGUCCAAGAUUAUAUCAAUCGGUGCUUCCAGAGGAAAAGAGAUUCUUUUGGGGAUCUUUAUCUCCAGUUACAUCAAGAUCUUUCUAUUUGCUAUGCCGGUUUGGGAGUUUCCGGUUUCUGUGAUCUUCAUUGUAGAUAUGCUUGUCUUAACAUCAAACGCAGUUGCUCUUAAAGUGAUGACUGAAUCAACAACUAGCAGAUGCUUAGCCGCGUGUUUCAUUGCACACUCGACUAAAUUCUUGGCAGAUCAAAUCUCUGGGUCAAGGUCCUUGAAACACUUGGGAUCUGUGAUGUAUCUGCCUUUUCUUUUCAGAAACUUGUGAUCUUAUAAAUCGUCCCAAGGGAUUCGAGACAAUUUUUUGUUUAAUCUUUGAUCAUAUUGUUCAUUAAGAUAAAUGUUAGGAUCCUGACACACUUUUAUUUAAUCCACUCUUUUUUGGAUGCUUCA